AUGACGCCGGAAAUGAGCGAGGAAGACGUCGUGACGACGCCGAGUGCACGCCCCACAAACAACCCGACAAGCCGGGUCUCUCUGUUUUCGGUACCCCCCCUACUCAGCCCCACCCGCACCAGGACAAGCGACACCGUGACGGCGCAUCCCCCAGGACCCCCCGACGACGUCGUCACACCAUCCGUGGGGCGACCAGGGCGAAGGGACAAGUGCAUUUUGGACAUGGGCGAGUUCAUUUGCUAG
Aphanomyces astaci is the source of this 243-nucleotide messenger RNA. RefSeq lists its product as hypothetical. The record is from RefSeq and is a predicted model, not a curated record. NCBI's taxonomy places the organism in Eukaryota, Oomycota, Saprolegniomycetes, Saprolegniales, Verrucalvaceae. The transcript has a single exon. The coding region runs from base 1 to 243 and encodes 80 amino acids.